AUGGCGAUCGCUAGUGCAGCCAGAUGCUGUAUUCCGGCCGGCGCCGGCGCCGGCGCCGCCGUUCUCGCCAUCGGCACGGCGAACCCGGCGAGCUGCAUCCCGCAGGAGGAGUAUGCCGGCUGGUACUUCCGCGUCACCGGCGGCGACCACCUCACCGGCCUCAAGGCCAAGAUGGAGAGGAUCUGUGAGAAAUCCAGUAUAAAGAAGCGCCAUUUCCAUCUCACCGAGGAGGUGCUCGCCGAGCACCCGGACUUCGUCGACCGCGCGCUGCCGUCGCUGGACGCCCGCCUCGACAUCACCGACACCGCCGUUCCGGAGCUAGCCGCGGCGGCGGCGAGGAAGGCCAUCGCGGAGUGGGGCCGCCCGGCCGCGGACAUCACCCACCUGGUCGUCGCCACCAGCUCCGGCGGCAAGUUUGUGGGCGCCGACGUCCGCCUGGCCAAGCUCCUCGGCCUUCGCCCCACCGUGCGCCGCACGCUGCUCUACCUCCACGGCUGCUCCGCCGGCUCCGGCGCGCUCCGCGUCGCCAAGGACCAGGCCGAGAGCGUCGCCGGCGCGCGUGUGCUGGUGGCGUGCGCCGACCUCAGCCUCAUCGCGUUCCGCGGCCCCGAGGAGGGCUGCCUCGACACGCUCAUCCUGCAGGGGCUCUUCGGCGACGGCGCCGGCGCCGUCGUCAUCGGCGCCGACCCGGCCAGCCCCGUCGAGCGCCCCAUCUUCUACAUGGCGUCCGCGUCGCAGACCACCAUCCCGGACACCGAGCACGUCGUCACCGGGCAGCUCAGGCAGGGCGGCCUCGACUACCACAUCUCCCGCGAGAUGCCGGCUCUCGUCGGCGAACACGUCGGCCGCUGCCUCGCCGACGCGCUCGGCGCUCUCGGUCUCGGUCUACACGACGGUGGCUGGAACGGGCUGUUCUGGGCGGUGCACCCCGGCGGGCGCGCGAUCCUGGACAGCGUGGAGGCGCGUCUCGCGCUGGCGCCGGAGAAGCUGGCGGCGAGCCGGCGGGUGCUGAGCGAGUUCGGGAACAUGACAAGCGCCACGGUGAUCUUCGUGCUCGACGAGCUGCGGCGGCCUCGCGGCGAGGAGGAGCGGCGCGGGUGCGAGUGGGGGGUGGCGGUGGCGUUCGGGCCAGGAGUCACCGUGGAGACGAUGGUGCUGCGCGCCGUGCACUACUAG
This is a messenger RNA of Oryza brachyantha (malo sina), 1176 nucleotides long. Its product is annotated as bisdemethoxycurcumin synthase-like. NCBI's taxonomy places the organism in Eukaryota, Viridiplantae, Streptophyta, Magnoliopsida, Poales, Poaceae. The record is from RefSeq and is a predicted model, not a curated record. Bases 1 to 1176 code for a protein of 391 amino acids. Gene Ontology annotation, biological process: polyketide biosynthetic process. Gene Ontology annotation, molecular function: acyltransferase activity, transferring groups other than amino-acyl groups. The transcript is spliced from 2 exons.